This is a messenger RNA of Nerophis lumbriciformis (worm pipefish), 1955 nucleotides long. RefSeq names its product glucokinase (hexokinase 4) (gene gck). Gene Ontology annotation, biological process: intracellular glucose homeostasis; regulation of insulin secretion; glucose 6-phosphate metabolic process. The record is from RefSeq and is a predicted model, not a curated record. Lineage: Eukaryota; Metazoa; Chordata; Actinopteri; Syngnathiformes; Syngnathidae. Gene Ontology annotation, molecular function: glucokinase activity; ATP binding; mannokinase activity. Gene Ontology annotation, cellular component: cytosol; mitochondrion.
GGAGUUUCCUGAAAAGGGCAGGACAGUUCAAAUAUAAUAAGCGUAAAAAACUUUGGAGGACAAGUGAAUUUCAACAGCAGAUUACCAAUGGUCAACAAGACAUCUUUGUCGUCAUACAAUGGAUAAGGUAGAUCAAGUCCUGUCCGAGUUCAGGCUGAAAAAAGAAGAACUGAAAGAGAUCAUGAAGAGGAUGCAGAGAGAGAUGGACAGAGGAUUGCGUUUAGAAACGCACGAAGAAGCCAGCGUCAAAAUGUUGCCCACCUAUGUUUGCUCCACUCCAGAGGGAUCAGAGGUGGGCGACUUCUUGGCUCUGGACCUUGGAGGGACCAACUUCCGUGUGAUGCUGGUCAAGGUGGGUGCAGACGAGGAGAGGAGCUGGAAGGUAGAGACCAACAACCAGAUGUAUUCCAUUCCUGAAGAUACCAUGACUGGGACGGCUGAGAUGUUGUUUGACUACAUCGCUGAGUGCAUGUCCGACUUUUUGGACAAGCACAAUAUCAAGCACAAGAAGCUUCCUCUGGGUUUUACCUUCUCCUUCCCAGUGCGCCACGAGGACCUGGACAAGGGAAUCCUCCUCAACUGGACUAAAGGUUUCAAGGCUUCUGGGGCCGAAGGAAACAAUAUUGUUGGUUUACUCAGAGAAGCUAUCAAGAGACGCGGGGACAUUGAGAUGGAUGUGGUUGCCAUGGUGAAUGACACAGUAGCCACCAUGAUAUCAUGCUACUAUGAGGACCGCAGCUGUGAAGUCGGCAUGAUUGUUGGUACAGGUUGUAACGCCUGCUACAUGGAAGAGAUGAGGACGGUGGAGCUGGUGGAAGGCGAAGAGGGCCGCAUGUGCGUGAACACAGAGUGGGGGGCGUUCGGAAACAACGGUGAACUGGAGGAGUUCAGGCUGGAAUAUGACAGAGUGGUGGACGAGACCUCCAUCAACCCUGGACAGCAACUCUUUGAAAAGCUGAUCAGUGGGAAGUACAUGGGCGAGCUGGUGAGGCUGGUCACGAUGAAGCUGGUUAACGAGAACCUGAUGUUUAACGGUGAGGCCUCAGAGAUCCUAAAGACACGUGGCAGCUUUGAGACGCGCUACGUCUCGCAGGUGGAAAGUGAUUCGGGGGAUAAGAAGCACAUUUUCAACAUUCUGUCCUCGCUGGGCGUGCGGGCCUCCGAGCUGGACUGCGACAUUUUCCGUCUGGUCUGCGAGAGCGUUUCGACUCGUUCGGCGCACAUGUGCGGCGCGGGCUUGGCGGCUGUCAUCAACCUGAUGAGGGAGCGACGCAGCCAAGACGCCCUGAAGAUCACCGUGGGAGUGGACGGCUCCGUUUACAAGCUUCACCCGUGUUUUCGAGACAGGUUCCACAAAAUUGUCAGGGAGCUCACGCCACAUUGUGAGAUCACCUUCAUCCAAUCAGAGGAGGGCAGCGGGCGAGGGGCGGCUCUCAUCUCAGCAGUAGCCUGCAAGAUGGCGGCUUGUUUGCUAAAACAGUGAAAGACUGAGCAGGCUGGCCACUAAACUUUUAACAUAAAGAAGUGCGCUUCACCAUAUUUGUUUAGAAGGCACCCUCAAUACAUUUACAUUUUGCACCUAUAACCAUCACCUAGGCAUAAAAGCUUGCUCAAAAUCAUUUUCUAAUUUGUCCUUUGGCAUUGAUGAAUAUUUAUAAGAGUGUAUAGUGCAAGGUAGACAAUUCCUACUUUGUAAAUAUGGUGUAUCUAUCUGUAUGUCUUAAACCAAACGUGUUGCUUUAUUGUUUUGUGGGUUGAGAUUUAGGCAACAAAUGUAUCUUUAUCUUCAUAGUGAAAAAAUUUAAUUGGUAAGAAAAGUUGCUCUGGACAUGUGAUGGAAUAAAGGUUGCAACAUAGAGUAAAUGAUAGAAGAGUGUAGGCCAGUAAUGGUUGGGAGCAUAGACCAGGGGUCCCCACACUUUUUGACUCGGGGGCUGCAUUGGGUUAAAAAAAUU